Nematolebias whitei (Rio pearlfish) is the source of this 855-nucleotide messenger RNA. Its product is annotated as syntaxin-11-like. The transcript has a single exon. Lineage: Eukaryota; Metazoa; Chordata; Actinopteri; Cyprinodontiformes; Rivulidae. The record is from RefSeq and is a predicted model, not a curated record. Gene Ontology annotation, biological process: synaptic vesicle fusion to presynaptic active zone membrane; intracellular protein transport; exocytosis. Gene Ontology annotation, cellular component: endomembrane system; plasma membrane; presynaptic active zone membrane. Gene Ontology annotation, molecular function: SNAP receptor activity; SNARE binding. The coding region runs from base 1 to 855 and encodes 284 amino acids.
AUGAGAGACAGACUAGAGAAGCUUCAGCGUGUGCAGACAGACUCUGAGGGUUUCAGCGUUGUGGAGCUCAACAACCUGUCAGAACAUGAAGCAGCAGCUGGACCCGACCAGGACCUGGACGACAUCCUGCAGGAGGCCCAACGACUACGUCUGGAAAUCCAGCAGAUCCAAAACGACAUCCGUGAGCUCAGGGAUGUGAACUUCCAGGCUCUGAACGGGACUUCGUUCCCUGCUGUGACAAAGCGGGACUCCAAUGCCAUUGGUGCAGACAUUAAGCGCAGAGGAGAGGCUGUGCUGCAGCAGCUGCGUGCUUUGAAUGAUCUCCAAGAUGAGCUGGAGGCCCAGCGUGGCCCCAAUGACCCUGCAGCACGAAUCGCUCGAACACAGUACCACUACCUGAGCAACGCUUUGCGGGAGGUUAUGUUUGGCUACAACGACGCAGAGAUGAGCCACAGGGAGGCCUGCAAACGGCACAUCCAGCGGCAGAUGGAGGUGGUGGGCACCAAGGUCACCGAGAAGGAGAUCGAGGAGAUGAUGGAGGUUGAGGAGUUGUGUGUGUUCAGCAUCAAUGAGACAGGAAAAACUGCGUCUUCUGCCCUCAAGCAGAUUGAGAGCAGACACCAGGAGCUGCUGGAGCUGGAGACCAGGGUCCAGGGGAUCCAAGAGCUUUUCCUGGACGUGGCGAUGCUCGUAGAAGAGCAGGGGGCAGAAGUUGACAGCAUCGAGAAAAACGUCCAGGAUGUUACAGUGAAUAUUCAGAAAGCAAAUAUUGAAAUAGAAAAUGCCACAAAGUCUGACAAAAACAACCCGUUUAAGAAGAUGUUUUGUGGCUGUUUCCCAUGUUAUUACAAUUAA